UGAUUGUUGACAUGUUUUAUUCCCUAAAAACCGGGUUUCUUUCUUUCUUUCUUUCUUGUACGUGUCUUUGUUUUGACUCUGUUAGUAGAUUAGGCAUGCUGCCAUGGUUGUAUUGUAUUGGCCAGGUGCAAGGCAUUCUAAACCAACACCAUUAUGGCCUCAGUUGGCAGGACAUCCUUUACCAAUUGCCUUUCUCUGUUUAUUUCCUAAGACUCAAACUGCUACUUCAACCUUGCUACCACCUGAGUCACAUGAGUCACAGUUGAGGUAUCAAAAAAAAAACCAAUGAAUGGACAGCUUCAAGUUUUUGUUGUUGUUUUUGUUUUUGGCAUACUAAUAUUCCCAAACCCAGAUUUUUUAAUCUUUCAAAUUUCAUUAAAUUUGUCUCUCUCAUUUUCUGAGCAAUUUAAUAGGGCCUUGGAAGAAGAAGAAUAAACAAAGCACCUUGACAUACUCAAUACACCUAAACAAUAAGGAGAUACUAUAUAAUAUGUUUGAAAGUAUACUAGCCAGCCAGGACCCUUGAGGUGCUCUUCCCUGGUCUCAAAAAUGAAGCAAUCAGACGGUCAGAUUUGCAGGUAUACAUCUUAGAUGUGCAUCCAUAGAUUGCAAGAUUAAGCUCUACUUAUUCUUACUGAUAUGGUGCUCUUGCACCAAAUUCUUAUAAGUUAAUGUAUCUGAUAGAUUCUCUUAAACCAGUUGGAGCUUUUAACAUUUCAAUUUUUUGUGACAAGACAUAGUUGAUAGGUAUUACUAUUGCCUUUGUGUAUUUUUAAUGCAGCUCAGCACCCUUCUUCUCGACCAUGCUUUUUUUUUUCUUUUUUUUUUAACGAGAAAAAAGUUUAGGGGGAGAUUGGCUACUCUCAAUCUCUACCAUGCUUUCAUUGUUGCUGUAUAUGCUCUAAUUACUUAGCUUUGAAGUGAUGGAAAUUAUACGAAUGACAUCAAAAGCAUCAGGCAAGAAAAAGGGAUGCAGAGGAAUACAAUAUACAUUUAGAAAGAAAAUCUACAUUUUUUAUGAAUGAGGAAAAAAAGAAGAUUAAGUUAGCCGACUUAUUGGGAUAUGCAUCUUUAAGUUGGAUCUAACUUGAGCUUUUUUGUAAUUUCUUUGAAUGACAACUAAGUGGAACGCAAGAAUGGACCAAUUGAACUAUUAUCAAGCUGGUGUUAUCUAUCUAUGUAAAUAUCUGUCAUCUUUUUGUUCUGUUUCUCAUUUCAAAGUCUACAACAAGUGGCUGGUUCCUUCCAUCCAACUGAUUUCACCAAUUCUAAGAGAUGAGAAUCAAUGAAAGAAAAGGUAUUAAAAAAACACUUCGAAAAUAAAAAUUUUGAGGCAGAGAGGCAGCUCCUUCAAGAAGAGCUUGGUUAGUUUAGCAUUAGAGCUCUUCAGCCAAGGAGAUGAGCAAGAAUAGUUUAUUGGGGUUUUAGAGAAUGGGAGACACGGAAACAGCCUCCACGUUCCCCUCAUAUCUUACUUCCUUUAUUUAUUGCUCUCUUCUCUCUCUCUCUCUCUCUCUCUCUCUCUCUCUCUCUCUCAUGUUACAAGCCUCCUAUUGACAAAAUGUUGUGUCCCUCCCCAAGGAAUAAAUAUAUACCCCUUUCCUCUCUUGUGAAGCUCCAUAAAUACUCUUAUCUCCAUUCCUAAGUCUCUCUCUCUCUCUCUCUCUCUGUCUCUCUCUCUUCUGUUUACACCACUGUCUUGAUAACAGCUCAAGGAGGGCUCUCUCUUUCAAGUGUUUAUGUGAUCAUGGGAAUUCAGAAGCCUGCGUGGUUGGAAGCCCUCUAUACUCAGAAGUUCUUUGCCGGUUGCUCCUAUCAUGAAACCGCUAAAAAGAAUGAAAAGAAUAUCUGUUGCUUGGAUUGUUGCAUCAGUAUAUGCCCCCAUUGUCUGCCAUCCCAUCGUUUUCAUAAGCUCCUUCAAAUUCGUCGUUAUGUAUACCAUGAUGUUGUCCGAUUGGAAGAUCUUCAAAAGCUCAUAGACUGUAAGAAUGUUCAGGCAUAUACAAUCAAUAGUGCCAAAGUGGUGUUCAUCAAGAAAAGACCUCAGAACAGGCAAUUCAAGGGUUCUGGAAACAACUGCACUUCCUGUGACAGAAGUCUUCAAGAACCUUAUAUCCAUUGCUCUCUCGGAUGCAAGGUGGACUAUCUCCUUAAAUUGAACAAGGACCUCUCUCCUUUCCUAAAGAAAUGCAACUCUCUUCAACUCAGUCCUGACUUCUUGGUUCCUCUUUCUGAUACCGGAGACGAGGAGAUGACGAGUGAUCAGACCAACCCUCAUUCUACAAUUGUGGACUGCGAUGACCCGAUGAGCUCAUCAUCAUCCGGGUCAUCAGGGUCCGAGAACAUGAGCAUGAGCAUGAACAUGGGAUACAGACAUCAUGAGAUUGUCCGGAAGAAGAGAAGUGGACUGAAUUAUGCUUCAUUGUGCGGAAGAUCAGCUCAUAAAGUUUCAGACGAGGACAUGGCCUCGAGCAUGAUCAGUAGGAGAAAACGCAUUCCUCAUAGAUCUCCUCUGUGUUAGCAACAAAAAAAAAAAAAAAAGAAGAAAAAAACCACAAAACUUAAACUUACUAUUUUGUCACUACAAUUUUCAAUUUAAUUGACUGAACUGAACCAUUCAAAUGCUUUGAUUAAUUAAUUCAUUACUUUAGCUCUCUCUGUCUCUCUCGAAUUUGAAGUUUAAUUUUGUUAAUUAAUCACUUGGUCGGGGUGUUUUGUCUUAAUGUGAUCACGUGGUUCCCAGUUCCAAGUUAUAUUGUUUUGUACAUUUUUUAUAUAACUCUUUUAACUCAUACUAUAUUUA
This is a messenger RNA of Prunus persica (peach), 2803 nucleotides long. RefSeq lists its product as uncharacterized. The transcript has 4 exons. NCBI's taxonomy places the organism in Eukaryota, Viridiplantae, Streptophyta, Magnoliopsida, Rosales, Rosaceae. Bases 1748 to 2521 code for a protein of 257 amino acids. The record is from RefSeq and is a predicted model, not a curated record.